AUGGAAGAUGGAGACACAGGAGGAGACCGCUGCUAUGAAUCAUGGGAGAGACAAUAUGGCUACCAGGGCUCCAAUAGUGCAGGUGGUGAGAAGUGGUCUGAACACAUUUCAAAAGGAGAAUCAAGCUUUUCGCUGAUAAAUGGACGAUAUGAAAGAGAAAAGUCCAGAAUGAUUCCAAGCACCCAGGAACUCAUUCUUGGGUCUGACAAUGAAGCGUUGUUCUAUGACUAUGAAAAAGAUGAGUAUCAGAACGUCAUCACGGAGCACCAAGCCGAGCUCCCUGCACUAUACGGCAGGUUCCCGCUAGCCAUCGAUUUUAUAUAUGAGUGCACGCAGAGCCAUCCCUUAAACAACCCUAGCAUUCGAAGAUCUUUCAUGGUUAAGGGGUGGAUGGGAGUUGGCGUAAUCAAUAAAGCAGGUGUAGAUGUUUUUCUGGAAAUCUUUUGCUUUUUCACUGAUCCAACGGAUGUUGGCAAUUUGAUAUCUGGUUCCUUUGCCUUUUUAAAAUCCGUCUUGGGGGAGUGUCGGCGGUUAUCGGCGAGCGGAGGCCGGGAUCCCGGAGGGGCGCGAGGAGCAGCCGAGGUGUGCGGAAUCUUUGCGUACAUGAAUUACAGAGUCCCCCGGACAAGGAAGGAGAUUUUUGAAACCCUCAUCAAGGGCCUGCAGCGGCUUGAAUACAGAGGCUAUGACUCAGCAGGUGUGGCAAUUGAUGGAAAUAAUAAUGAAGUCAAAGAAAGGCAUAUGCAGCUAGUCAAGAAAAGAGGAAAUGUCAAAGCUCUUGAUGAAGAACUUUACAAACAAGACAGCAUGGACUUAAAAGUGGAGUUUGAGACCCACUUUGGCAUUGCCCACACACGGUGGGCCACUCGCGGGGUCCCCAGUGCUGUCAACAGCCACCCGCAGCUCAAAGGCAACGAAUUCAUUGUCAUCCAUAAUGGGAUCAUCACAAAUUACAAAGACCUGAGGAAAUUGGAAAGCAAAGGCUAUGAGUUUGAGUCAGAAACAGAUACAGAAACCAUUGCCAAGCUGAUUAAAUAUGUGUUUGACAACAGAGAAACUGAGGACAUUACAUUUUCAACACUGGUGGAGAGAGUCAUUCAGCAGCUGGAAGGCGCAUUUGCCUUGGUUUUCAAGAGCAUCCACUACCCUGGAGAAGCCGUGGCCACAAGGAGAGGCAGUCCCCUACUCAUCGGAGUAAGGAGCAAAUACAAACUCUCCACAGAACAGAUCCCCGUCUUAUAUAGGACACGCAAUAUUGAGAAUGUGAAGAAUAUCUGUAAAACAAGGAUGAAGAGGCUGGACAGCUUGACCUGCCUUCACGCUGUGGGCGAUAAUGCAGUGGAAUUCUUUUUUGCUUCUGAUGCAAGUGCUAUCAUAGAGCACACCAACCGGGUCAUCUUCCUUGAGGAUGAUGACAUUGCUGCAGUGGCUGAUGGGAACUCUAUUCACCGGGUCAAGCGUUUGGCUAGUGAUGACCCAUCUCGAGCCAUCCAGACCUUGCAGAUGGAAUUGCAGCAAAUCAUGAAAGGUAACUUCAGUGCAUUUAUGCAAAAGGAGUUAUUUGAACAGCCAGAAUCCGUUUUCAAUACCAUGAGAGGUCGAGUGAAUUUUGAGACCAACACAGUGCUCCUGGGUGGCCUGAAAGACCACUUGAAGGAGAUCAGACAAUGCCGACGGCUCAUUGUGAUUGGCUGUGGGACCAGCUACCACGCCGCUGUGGCCACGCGGCAAGUUUUGGAGGAACUGACCGAGCUCCCCGUGAUGGUUGAAGUUGCUAGUGAUUUUCUGGACAGGAACACACCUGUGUUCAGGGAUGACGUUUGCUUUUACAUAAGCCAGUCAGGGGAGACUGCAGACACCCUCCUGGCACUGCGUUACUGCAAGGACCGCCGAGCUCUGACCGUGGGCGUCACCAACACCGUGGGCAGCUCCAUCUCCCACAAGACGGACUGCGGCGUCCACAUCAACGCAGGGCCGGAGAUCGGUGUGGCCAGCACCAAGGCUUAGACCAGUCAGUUCAUCUCCUUGGUGAUGUUUGGUUUGAUGAUGUCUGAAGACCGCAUUUCACUGCAAAACAGAAGGCGAGAGAUCAUCCAUGGCCUGAAAUCUCUACCCGAGCUGAUCAAGGAGGUGCUGUCUCUGGAUGAGAAGAUCCACAACCUGGCCCUGGAGCUCUACACACAAAGGUCGCUUCUGGUCAUGGGGCGAGGCUACAACUAUACCACAUGCCUGGAAGGAGCCCUGAAAAUUAAAGAGAUAACCUACAUGCACUCAGAAGGCAUCCUGGCUGGAGAGUUGAAGCACGGCCCCCUGGCACUGAUUGACAAGCAGAUGCCUGUCAUCAUGGUCAUCAUGAAGGAUCCUUGCUUUGCCAAAUGCCAGAAUGCCCUGCAGCAGGUCACAGCCCGCCAGGGUCGCCCAAUAAUACUGUGCUCCAAGGACGACACUGAAAGCUUCAAGUUUGCAUAUAAAAGGAUCGAGCUGCCCCACACUGUAGACUGCCUGCAGGGCAUCCUAAGUGUGAUUCCACUGCAGCUCCUCUCCUUCCACCUGGCUGUACUCCGAGGAUAUCACGCUGACUUCCCCAGAAAUCUGGCCAAGUCUGUAACCGUGGAAUGAGAACCGAGAGGAAACCACUACCACCUUCAAGACCUGUCCCAGUGAAACCAAGUGGGAAGAAAAGCUGGCAUUCAGCGUGUUCUCAGUAGAUCCCAAUAGAGCUUGACAGCUUUGAUGUGCCUUGUACCCAAGUGCUUUGCUUACAGCAGAUAGUGUUUUCUCUGUGUCCUGAAGUCGCCAGAGGAGAAGGGAAUCAUUGUUUACACAUGGGGAUCUGAGCAGACUCUUCCAAUACCGUGCAAUAGAGAUACAGCUCUCUUCAGAGUAACUGUGAACCUUUUUUAACCAACACUAAAGACAAAAUAUUUAUAAUGACAGUUGUAUAGCUUUUAAGUUAUUUUUCUAGUAUGUGGCUUUCUGUAGCCAACGGUGCCCUCAGGCUACCUAGUGCACCCAGUCCCCUGGCAGGGAAUGUACAUCUCAGAUUUGAGUGCCAGGCAUUGCCCCUCUGGACUCUUUUCUCCUUUCCCAUCCUCUCUUGGCUGCUACUGAGUCCUGUCCUCUGACCUCGGGGAAGCCCCCUCCCCCCAUCUUCCUAUGCCUCCAUAGGUCCUAUCAGAUCUCAGCUCCUUUCAACAGUAUCUUCUCAUCUUAAUCUCUCUGACUCUCCAACUUCUCUUUCAUCUCAUCAUGGUUCUUUUUAAGCCCCGGCAGCAUUUUGGUCCCUGCUCCUGCCCAGAGUAAAAACAGCCUGAAAAAUCCCAUGCAAGAGAAUAGUUUCAAGUGGGCUACCCUGCCCUCUGUUUAAAAGCAUGCACAAUCAAAGUACUAUGCAAUUUUAAGACAAUAAAUAACAGUAAAAUUGAAAAAAAA
Bubalus bubalis (water buffalo) is the source of this 3432-nucleotide messenger RNA. Its product is annotated as glutamine--fructose-6-phosphate aminotransferase [isomerizing] 2-like. Gene Ontology annotation, molecular function: L-glutamine:D-fructose-6-phosphate transaminase (isomerizing) activity; carbohydrate derivative binding. NCBI's taxonomy places the organism in Eukaryota, Metazoa, Chordata, Mammalia, Artiodactyla, Bovidae. Gene Ontology annotation, biological process: protein N-linked glycosylation; fructose 6-phosphate metabolic process; UDP-N-acetylglucosamine metabolic process. The record is from RefSeq and is a predicted model, not a curated record.